AUGGCAGAAAUCUCGGAGCUACAUGACUGGGUGGAUGGAGUAUUGAUGCCAGCGCUAGCGGAGGUGAAGUUCAGCUACCGAACAACAAACAAGCUAGUGAGCAAGAUCCUGGAGUUGCAUUUGUAUCUGUGCGACUUGCUUGCAAAGGCGGCCUCAAUCCUGUCGAUCUAUUGUUUGGUCCUGGGCCAUCAACUCGCUUCAAGCCAGCCUGCUCGACCAUCUUGA
This is a messenger RNA of Puccinia graminis f. sp. tritici CRL 75-36-700-3, 225 nucleotides long. RefSeq lists its product as uncharacterized. The transcript has a single exon. The coding region runs from base 1 to 225 and encodes 74 amino acids. Lineage: Eukaryota; Fungi; Basidiomycota; Pucciniomycetes; Pucciniales; Pucciniaceae. The record is from RefSeq and is a predicted model, not a curated record.